AUGUCGCUCAAUCCAAGUCGACCUUCCUCUUCAGAGUUAACAAGAAUGGAUUUAUUUGAAAAUAUUUUAUUAGUCUAUUUUGUGCAGAAGAUUAGAAGAUCUAGGAUCAUUUCCUUCUUAUUUUCUGGCUUUCCCUAUUCAUUCUUACUUUAUCAUAUUCGUUCUCCUUUCAAAUCAUCAGCUGGGGGAAAAGCCACUCCAAAGGAAAGCAAGGCUGCAAAAAAUCAAAUUGGAAAUUCUGAGUUUCCAGGAUCAUUGGAAGAUUCAAAUAAUGACUAUUUUAACAACAAAAAAAGUCAGUUUCUUUGGAAAAAUGAAGAUGAUGUAGCUAUCAGUAGAAGACAGGACAGUCAGACAGGUGAAAAACAGUACACCACCCUACCAGAUCUUAUUGAUUUUCCUUCAUAUCCUUGUCAACCUGUUUUUCCUUCAGGAAUAACUGAUAUCCCUUUAUUACAGAUGGAAAGGGAGAAGAUUAUCCAACAAAUGAAACAAGUAAAGGAAGAAAGAAGAUAUCUGGAAAGAAUUAGAGAAGAACUAAUAAAAAAAGUUGAAAAGCUAUUUAAACAAAGCAAAUUGAAGCAAUAUCAGGCCUCUGAUGGUUGGAAGAAAAAAUACUUUGAAACAAAGAAAGUCACAGCAUCAUUGGAGGAGAUUUUAACAAAACUUCGAGAAGAUUUGGAACUUUACUAUAAAAAAUUGCUCAUGCAACUUGAAGCCAGGGAGAUCAAGAUGAGACCAAAGAAUUUGGAAAACAUCACAGACUCUAAGAAUUAUUUAAUCAUCCAGAUCACUGAGGUACAGCAUGCAAUUGACCAACUUAAGAGAAAAUUGGAUACUGACAAAAUGAAACUCAUAAUAGAAGUUAAGAUGAGAAAACAAGCAGUUUCAGACUUACGAACAUUGAAAGCUGAACUGGCACAGAAAAAAUUAAUACAUCUCUACGACCUCAAUUAGGUAUGUUAAUUUAAAAGUUUUGUUGAAAAAUGUAAAUAUUUAUUUGAGAUUUAACCAUUAUUCUCCUUGGUAAUGUUUAACAUAAAUCAUAAGGUUUACCUUUCUUCACUUUUUAUGUAGAUAUUACAAAGUGUUUCAAUUAAUACUAAAUGUAAGAUAAAGCAAA
Molecule: messenger RNA, 1123 nt
Organism: Propithecus coquereli (Coquerel's sifaka)
Lineage: Eukaryota; Metazoa; Chordata; Mammalia; Primates; Indriidae
Gene: SPATA1
Product: spermatogenesis associated 1
Source: RefSeq, a predicted model, not a curated record